AGGAGGCAAAGCCGCAAAAGAGAAGAAAUCAGAGUGGAAAAAUGAAGACUAUUCCUCUGCUUUUGAUGGGUUGCGGUGGCGUUGGGCGGCAGCUCCUCCAGCAUAUUGUCUCCUGCCGAUCUCUUCACGCCAAACUGGUCGCCAUUACUUAGAAAAAAUCAUUUAUUUGGCGUCGUGAUUUCUUUGUGUAUUCAGAAUCGAGUCCAUUUCGUUGUCGAAGUGAUUUUGAUAAUAUGCUGGAAAACACCAAUAGUUUAAUAAACUGCCUUCCUUGGAUGUAGACAAACCUGAGGAGUUCACUUGAGAGUUGUGGGGGUAUGUGAUAGUAAGUCGUUGAUUGUUGUGUCGGAUGAGUUGUCAAUGGAGUUAGAUGACGAGUUUCUAUUGGAAGUUUGUCGAGUCAAGUUGAGUGGUUCUUCUCUCCUGACACUCUGCAAUUCUGGUCAGUUUCAAGCACUCACCAAUUCAGACUCAACAAGGAAAGUUAUAGACAUUGCAGCCGUUCUGGGUAAAUCAUUAGGUCUGGCUUUAGUAGAUUGCUCUGCAAGUUCAGGGACUAUUGGAGUAUUAAAACAAGUGGUUGAUUUGGGCUGUUGCAUUGUCCUGGCAAAUAAAAAGCCUCUUACUUCUACAAUGGAGGAUUAUGACAAACUAGUUUCACACCCGCGUCGCAUUCGGCAUGAGUCAACUGUUGGUGCUGGUCUUCCGGUCAUUGUAUCCAUAAAUCGUGUAAUUUCAUCUGGAGAUGCUGUCCACCGCAUUGUUGGGAGUUUGAGUGGUACAUUGGGGUACGUAAUGAGUGAGGUAGAAGAUGGAAAGCCAUUGAGCCAAGUUGUUAAAGUUGCUAAAAGCUUGGGAUUUACUGAACCAGAUCCUCGUGAUGACCUUAGUGGAAUGGACGUUGCAAGAAAGGCUUUGAUCCUUGCUCGACUUCUUGGUUGGCGGAUUAACUUGGAUAGCAUUAAGAUUGAGAGCUUGUUCCCUAAAGAAAUGGGAGCCAAUGCAAUGUCUGUUGAAGACUUCCUGGACUCUGGGCUGUUAUUGCUUGAUAAGGACAUCCAAGAAAGAGUUACAAAGGCUUCUUUAAAUGGAAAUGUACUACGCUAUGUCUGUGUAAUUGAGGGAUCAAGGUGUGAAGUAGGCAUUCAAGAGCUUCCUAAGGAUUCUCCCUUGGGAAGGCUGAGAGGAAGCGACAAUGUGUUAGAGAUAUACAGCCGAUGUUAUAAUGAAAAGCCACUGGUUAUUCAAGGUGCUGGUGCUGGCAAUGAUACCACGGCAGCUGGAGUCCUUGCUGAUAUCCUUGACGUCCUGGAUUUGUUUCCUGAAUAAGUUACUUGUAUUGCAUAGAAGAAACUCAGGACUUAGAGAUGCCGGUACAAGUGUUCUGUCCUCUUAACUUUGUCUGUUUGUUUAUGCUGAGAAAAGGAUUGAUGUGCAUGCUCAUCUAGCUAAUUAAAGUACUGCUGGCUGGUCUGUGCGUGCGAUGCAUGGUUAGGUCCCUGGCAUCUUCCCUUUAUUAUAUUUCCAAGGCUGUGUGCGUGCUUGUUUUCCUCAUUGGAAUGACUUUAAUCUGCCUUCUGAAUUCGGAUAAUGAUGAUGCAAGAGUGCUUGACUACCUAAUUUAGUUGAGGAAAAUUGGGAAAUUUUAUCUGAUAUUUACUGACUAAUUGGCCGGGUUCUGUUAAUUCCUUGAGCUAUGUACAUGCUGCUAAAUAUGCUAUAGAUCAUAUUCUUGAUUUAAGACCGAAAGUAACCAUUGUUGUAAAUGAUGUGCAUUUGUAUAUACUAAGAAAAAACUGAGAUAUUGAGGAUGACAAUUGCUGUACUUUGUCUU
Messenger RNA from Carya illinoinensis, 1834 nucleotides. Its product is annotated as bifunctional aspartokinase/homoserine dehydrogenase 1. Bases 361 to 1329 code for a protein of 322 amino acids. The record is from RefSeq and is a predicted model, not a curated record. Gene Ontology annotation, molecular function: aspartate kinase activity; homoserine dehydrogenase activity. Gene Ontology annotation, biological process: aspartate family amino acid biosynthetic process. The transcript has 13 exons. Lineage: Eukaryota; Viridiplantae; Streptophyta; Magnoliopsida; Fagales; Juglandaceae.